CGGAGCUGGGCCAAGCCAAAGCCAGGAGCUAGGAGCUUCAUCCGGGUCUCCCACGCAGGUGCAGGGCCCAAGCACUUGGGACAUCGUCCACUGCUUUCCCAGAUUGGACUCUGGGCCCCAUAAUUUGAUUUUCCGGAGCAAGGCUUUGGCCGGCCGCCUCCUGAGGAGGAAUGUCAAGCUGGUGCAGCCCCAGCCAUGGAGAACUACCACGUGCACUCGGCCGCCAGCAUCCUGGCCUCGGUGAAGGAGCAGGAGGCCCGCUUCGAGCGGCUGACGCGGGCACUGGAGCAGGAGCGGCGCCAUGUGGCCCUGCAGCUGGAGCGUGCCCAGCAGCCCGGCGUGGGCACCGGUGGUGUGGGCCACAGUGGGCAGCCCCUGCCCAUGGCCUGGCAACAGCUGGUCCUGCAGGAGCAGAGCCCAGGCAGCCAGGCCUCGCUGGCCACCAUGCCAGAGGCACCUGAGGUGCUAGAGGAGACGGUGACGGUGGAGGAAGACCCGGGCACACCCACCUCCCAUGUGUCCAUUGUGACUUCUGAAGAUGGUACAACCCGGCGCACCGAGACCAAGGUCACCAAGACGGUCAAGACCGUGACCACGCGGACAGUACGACAAGUGCCCGUGGGCCCGGAUGGGCUGCCCCUGCUAGAUGGCGGCCCCCCGCUUGGCCCUUUUGCUGACGGCCCCCUGGACCGGCACUUCCUUCUGCGGGGCGGUGGCCCGGCGGCCACGCUGUCCCGGGCCUACCUCAGCAGCGGGGGUGGCUUCCCUGAUGGUCCGGAGCCCCGGGAUGGCCCCAACUAUGGCAGCCUGUCGCGAGGGCUGGGGGUGCGGCCCCCACGUGCCGGCCCCCUCGGUCCCGGCCCUGGCGAUGGCUGCUUUACCCUGCCUGGCCGCCGCGAGCCAUUCCCAUCUGGCCCCGAGCCCGGGCCCCACGGGGGCCGCUCCCUGCCCGAGCGCUUCCAGGCUGAGCCCUACGGCUUAGAGGAUGACACCCGCAGCCUGGCCAACGAUGACGAGGGCGGCCCGGAGCUGGAGCCCGACUACGGCACAGCCACACGGAGGAGGCCCGAGUGUGGGCGGGGCCUGCGUACCAGGGCCUACGAGGACAUGACUGAUGACGGAGGUGAGCUGCUGGAGGAGCGGCCCCCCUUCCCGGCGACGGCGCCCCUGGCCCAGCCUGAGCGAGGCAGCCUGGGCAGCCUGGACCGGGCGGUGCGGCGCUCGCCCUCGGUGGACAGCGCCCGCAAGGAGCCGCGCUGGCGGGACCCAGAGCUACCCGAGGUGCUGGCCAUGCUGCGGCACCCCGUGGACCCCGUGAAGGCCAACGCGGCCGCCUACCUGCAGCACCUGUGCUUCGAGAACGAGGGCGUCAAGCGGCGCGUGCGGCAGCUGCGGGGGCUGCCGCUGCUCGUGGCGCUGCUGGACCACCCCCGCGCCGAGGUGCGGCGCCGGGCCUGCGGGGCCCUGCGCAACCUCUCCUAUGGCCGCGACACGGACAACAAGGCCGCCAUCCGGGACUGUGGCGGGGUGCCUGCCCUGGUGCGGCUGCUGCGGGCCGCCCGGGACAACGAGGUCCGGGAGCUUGUCACCGGCACCCUCUGGAACCUGUCGUCCUACGAGCCCCUGAAAAUGGUCAUCAUCGACCACGGCCUGCAGACGCUCACACACGAGGUCAUUGUGCCCCACUCGGGCUGGGAGCGGGAGCCCAACGAGGACUCCAAGCCCCGGGACGCCGAGUGGACGACCGUCUUCAAGAAUACCUCGGGCUGCUUGAGGAAUGUGAGCUCGGACGGCGCCGAGGCCCGGCGGAGGCUCCGGGAGUGUGAAGGGCUGGUGGACGCGCUGCUGCACGCUCUGCAGUCGGCAGUGGGCAGGAAGGACACAGACAACAAGUCGGUGGAGAACUGCGUGUGCAUCAUGCGGAACCUGUCGUACCACGUGCACAAGGAGGUGCCCGGGGCCGACAGGUACCAGGAGGCCGAGCCUGGGCCCCCAGGCGGCGCUGCCGGCUCCCAGCGGCGGAGGCGGGACGAUGCCAGCUGCUUCGGCGGCAAGAAGGCCAAAGGGAAGAAGGAUGGUGAGACGGACCAGAACUUUGACACGUUGGACCUGCCCAAGAGAACCGAGGCCGCCAAAGGCUUUGAGCUGCUGUACCAGCCAGAGGUGGUGCGUCUCUACCUCUCCCUGCUCACGGAGAGCCGGAACUUCAACACCCUGGAGGCUGCCGCGGGGGCCCUGCAGAACCUCAGCGCCGGCAACUGGAUGUGGGCCACGUACAUCCGCGCCACGGUGCGCAAGGAGCGCGGGCUGCCAGUGCUGGUGGAGCUGCUGCAGUCUGAGACGGACAAGGUGGUGCGCGCUGUGGCCAUCGCGCUGCGCAACCUCUCGCUGGACCGGCGCAACAAGGACCUCAUAGGGAGCUACGCCAUGGUGGAGCUGGUGCGGAACGUGCGCAACGCGCAGGCGCCCACGCGCCCGGGGGCCCGGCUGGAGGAGGACACGGUGGUGGCCGUGCUCAACACCAUCCACGAGAUCGUGUCGGACAGCCUGGACAACGCGCGCUCGCUCCUGCAGGCCCGCGGCGUGCCCGCCCUCGUGGCCCUCUGCGCCUCCAGCCAGUCCGUGCGCGAAGCGAAGGCGGCGUCACACGUGCUGCAGACCGUGUGGAGCUACAAGGAGCUACGCGGCGCCCUGCAGAGGGACGGCUGGACCAAGGCGCGCUUCCAGUCGGCGGCCACGGCCAGCAAGGUGCCUAAGGGAUCCCAGAGCCCCGGCGGCUUCGAUGACAGCACGCUGCCGCUGGUGGACAAGAGCCUGGACAGCGAGAAGCAGGGCAGCCGUGACGUGAUCCCCAUGGACACUCUCGGCCCAGACGGCUACUCCACUGUGGACCGCCGGGAGUGCAGGGCGCGGGGCAGUGACUCCACAGGGGAGGCCUCUGAGAAGGAACCGUUGAAACCCGACCCCGGCAGGAAGGCCCCGCCCCCCGGGCCCCCCAGGCCCGCGGUCAGGCUGGCGGACGCCGUGGGGGACGCUAAGCCUCAGCCAGUUGAUUCCUGGGUCUAGCCUGCAUGCCUGGGCCCGGGUCCGGCCGUGGGUUCCUAGCCACCGGAUCACCGCAGCAGGGCCGUCCGGAGCAGGCCCCUGCCGUGGAGCUCGGAGCCCCCUGGCGGCCGGGGUUGGCAGCGACACCCCCCACCCUCAACUCCCGCAGCACCGGGUCCCUGCCACCCUACGCGCUCUUCUCGGACCUGAUUGCUUUAGGCCGACCUGGUGCUGUGUCCCAGCGAGCCGAGAGAGGGCGCCAGAGAGAAGGCUGGACGCGGCUGCGCGCCGAGGAGGGCCCAGGCCAGCAGAGUUGCCCGCGUGUGCGUGCGCGUGUGUGUGCGUGUGUGUGCGUGCGCGCAGGGCGGGCAGGCAGCCAGGCAAGGAGGGGGGCUCAGGGAAAGAAGCUAGAGGGGCUGCCCUAUGCCGCACGGCAGGCUGACCACGGGUGUGAGGGCAGCGGCACGGGGCUCUGGCUGUUUGUGCACUGGCCAGCCCGUGCGCACGCGUGGUAGCCCGGCCGUGGCCACCCAGGGUCCACCUGCCCAGGACCUCAAGGAGCGACCCCCUGGGGGCUGACCCUGGGCAGCACCGGGGCCUGCUGCUGUUCAGUGCCUGCUGUCUGUGCUUAAAAACAGGAGAAAAACACUUACGACAAAAGCAUUUACAGUAAACCAAAAUGAGACUAUUGGUACACAUCUAAAUUUUUGUAAGAAAAGUUAAAAAUUAAAAAAAAAAAAAAAACCA
Lepus europaeus (European hare) is the source of this 3792-nucleotide messenger RNA. It is a transcript of the gene ARVCF, whose product is annotated as ARVCF delta catenin family member. Gene Ontology annotation, molecular function: cadherin binding. Gene Ontology annotation, cellular component: adherens junction; cytoplasm; plasma membrane. Gene Ontology annotation, biological process: cell-cell junction assembly; cell-cell adhesion. Bases 196 to 3066 code for a protein of 956 amino acids. The transcript is spliced from 19 exons. NCBI's taxonomy places the organism in Eukaryota, Metazoa, Chordata, Mammalia, Lagomorpha, Leporidae. The record is from RefSeq and is a predicted model, not a curated record.